This is a messenger RNA of Triticum turgidum subsp. durum (durum wheat), 222 nucleotides long. The record is from the annotation of a GenBank genome assembly. NCBI's taxonomy places the organism in Eukaryota, Viridiplantae, Streptophyta, Magnoliopsida, Poales, Poaceae.
AUGGCUUUGUGCCUGCCCAGCUCUGUGAUAGAUAGGCAUUGCAUCAAGAAAGAAAAGCGAGAUUUUCUUGUUUGUUCAGAUGAGUAUAUGCAAGUACAGGAACCUGGUUUCUUAUGCCGUUAUGCGACGGCGACUAGACCAUGCAUGUGUCCAGAUUAUUCCCUGCCCACUAACCACACCACCACCACUAUUAUCAUCUUGGCAGCUAUUGGUAGCCUGUAG